This is a messenger RNA of Planococcus citri (citrus mealybug), 2772 nucleotides long. RefSeq lists its product as uncharacterized. The coding region runs from base 255 to 2387 and encodes 710 amino acids. The record is from RefSeq and is a predicted model, not a curated record. Lineage: Eukaryota; Metazoa; Arthropoda; Insecta; Hemiptera; Pseudococcidae. The transcript is spliced from 12 exons.
UAUUUCGAAAAAUAGUGGGAAAUGAAAACGUUUUGUGAGAAAAAUGAAAUAAAUCGUGCAAAAAUGUAAAAUAAAUGGAAUAAUUUUGCGAAUUAUUCGUUUAGAAAACGUUGAAAAUAUUACUGAACGUAUUAAGUAUGUUAUAAGUUCGAUCCAAUGUCUAUUCAUCUUCGUAUUUUGUUCCUAGCAUGUCGCAGUAUUAGUUGUUAAGUUACUUUGAAACAUCUAAUGAAUAAUACUCAUCAGCUUUCGACAUGGAUGACGUAGAAUAUCUUCUUCCAUCGGAAAUCGCUCGAUUAAUUUAUGGCCAUCUCAAAGCUACCGAAUCUGAAGAGGUAUCUAACAAGUUCCUAAACGAAUGUCCCGAGCUAUCGGAAUGUCGAGAAUUACAUAAGCAAAAUCGCACUUUCAAAACCAAAGCAAACGGAAUGACGCUGAAAGAAAUCUUGGACCAGUAUAUGAGCAUGCAUGAAAUGAUUCUAGGUACCGUGAAUCAAUUAGUUGGAAAGUCACAACAGUUCACCGAUCCGGUAGAAGCUUUAAAUUAUUUAAUGAGCGAUAACUCCAAAAUUGAACAGUCUUCUGCAGAUGACAACAUCGACGAUCAACAUUCCCCCGGAGGACAUUCUGUGCGUAGUAGUUGCGAUGAAGAUUUGUUUAGCGAUUUCAGUCUGAAUUUGAAAACACCCGAUAAACACAAAUCUCGUGAAAAAGUUACCAAAAACAUACCGGAGACGCUUAUUGAAUUGAGUGAAACGAUCGAUAAAAGUAUUCAAGAAACCACCCCCGAAUCGAAUAAGCCUCCUUCUAGACCAGGCUCCGAUGUAAUAAUACGCCAAAGUACCAGACUACAGUUGAAAAAACAACUGAAGAACGACCGUUCUUGUAAUUCUGACAGCAUUAAGGAACUUCGAGUAAAUCCAAACGACGACUGUGACACUCCUCAUAAAGUAGGAAAUCCUCCAUACUCGGAAAACAAGCUGUGGAAACCAAGAGCUGCAAUUUGUCUUCUAUCUUCCGAUUCGGAACCAGAAUCUACCUCGCUAGCCCCUCCUGUCAUACCCGUUACGAAACCUCCUAGUGCUAUUUCUGAAAGACUGAAUGGAUUUUUUGAAAACGCCACCAAAAAGAAAACUAUAAAGACCAUGAAACCUCGAAGACCCCCUUCAUGUACGCCGUCGUGUUCUAGUGAAAAACCCGCCAAAAGUGAGAAAAAAUGUAAACGUAACCGGAUACCUGCCAAAUGUGGUUCGAAAAAUUCCACCAAUGAACGUAAAAAAUCUAAAUUAACCGUUGAAAAUGAUAAACCACCGGAAGCUGCUGCAAGUGAUGUAAAAAAGCUAGAACGUAAGUCCGAUGAAUUUGUAUUCACUUCGGAUGUACAGCAGGCUGUCGAGAAACCGAAAAUGAGAAGGAAAAGUGGUCCUGUGAUGCCAUCUUAUGAUGAGAAAUGGGGUGCUCUGAAACUAAAUAAAUCCCUGUCUGUGAUAGACGAUGUGGUACUUGGAGAAAGGUUGAUUAAAAACAAGAAGCUUCAAGAGCACAUCGCCGCUAAUAUAAAUGAAGUCAUUACGAACUCUCCUCAAAAGAAGAUUGGUGAGGUGGACCCUAUAGAUUUUGAAGAACUGAUUAAGACUAGUCUCGAGAAAGUCAUCGCCGAUCCUGUUUAUCAAAAUUUCGAAUCCGAUGUGCUAGAUGAAUUGAUCGGUCAAGCUUUCAACCCGCAACAAUCGUGCUCCGAUGUCAGCUCUCAACCAGAAUCGACAAGAAAUCAGGCCAACCUUGCUUUAGAAAUCAACGCAGAUACUCAGAUUAGUACCGAUGCCAAUAUAGAUAUCGAUGACCCUUUGGCGGCGAAUAACGAAGAAGUUAUCCAAUCGACUGAACACGAACAAAAUCCGGCUAUUAUUAUUGAAAUACGCGAAGAUCAGAUAACAACCAACCAAGAAACGUAUAUCGAAAAACACACUCCAGUUUCCGAAGAAUUUCGUAGCUACUUUAGUAAUAUACCUGGCAUCGAAUCAUCACCGGAUACCAAACUCGGUAAUGCUUUGAAAUCGGACGAAAACGCCAGCGUUAUUAAUUUAGUCGCCCCUAAUGGAGAAAUCACUGAAUCGUGUAAAGUAGGCGAUAAUACCGCAGAAAGGAUCGUUUAUAGCGGGAAUUCCAUACUGUUUCCUUUCAACGAGGGUAUUCCUAUGGUUACUUAUGGGAGAAGUGCCGAGUUUCAGAUUUGUGGCACUCCUUCAUCGUUAACGCAAGUUAGUCGUAAAAAUCGAUUCGUUACUAUUGCUCCGAAACCAAAUAACGGUCUUCUAAUGGAGAAUUCGACAGAUCUUAUUAAAGCUCAAAAGAAAAGACGAACUAGGGGAGGAAAACGCCCAUAGAUUGCUAUCAGCGGAGGAUAUUUCAAAAAACACCGAAUUAACUUAAUUUUUGUAUUUAUUCGAUACUUUAUAUAAAUAACACAAAAAUACAUAAAAUGUAUAAAUUACGUAAAAAAAAAAGAAGAGAAAAGAACAAAGAAAGAUGUCGCGCUGUGGUUCGUUUCAAUAAGAUAGCUCGCUGAGGAGAAAUGAAAUAUCGAGCUUAUUAAUAGUUGUUGUUUACUUUAAAAAUGUAAUGUAUUUUAUAAGUUCCAUCGAAGAGAUGGUUUUUUUUUACGUUGAUCUCAUCGAGUAGUUGUAUUUUCAUUUUGAUAUAAGUAAUUUAUUUCUCAAAUUGAGAAGAUGAUUAAUUUUUAUUUUGUUAUUACAUUGAUCUGGUCCAGUA